Molecule: messenger RNA, 774 nt
Organism: Penicillium verrucosum
Lineage: Eukaryota; Fungi; Ascomycota; Eurotiomycetes; Eurotiales; Aspergillaceae
Product: protein-L-isoaspartate O-methyltransferase
Exons: 2
Coding region: 1-774 (257 amino acids)
Biological process (GO): protein modification process
Cellular component (GO): cytoplasm
Molecular function (GO): protein-L-isoaspartate (D-aspartate) O-methyltransferase activity
Source: RefSeq, a predicted model, not a curated record
AUGCUCAAUCUACGCAUCAAACCAAAAUUUAACCUCAAUAAAGUACGGGCUAUGACCAUGGCAUGGUAUUGUUCUGGAUCCACCAACACCGAGUUGAUCGAGAACCUAUUCAAGGCUGGACUGAUCCACAAUGAGCGUGUGAAAGAUGCCAUGAUAGGAGUUGAUCGAGCCCAUUAUGCUCCAUCACGGCCGUAUUCGGACUCACCUCAACCCAUUGGAUAUGGGGCCACUAUAUCAGCACCACACAUGCAUGGCCAUGCAUGUGAGUAUCUGAUUAAUUAUCUCAAACCAGGUGCUCGGGUGUUGGAUAUUGGAUCGGGUUCAGGAUACUUGACCCAUGUCCUUGCCAAUCUGGUGACCAGCCCAUCUGGCAACGCUCAGGGACAGGUGAUUGGUAUUGACCAUAUCCCCGAGCUGACAGAAAUAGCUCGUACCAACAUGGACAAGUCCAAGAAAGGUAGUGGCUUCCAGGCAUCUACAGUUGUCAAGUUUAUCACCGGUGAUGGACGCCUUGGAUGGAAAGAAGGUGCACCGUACGACGCCAUCCAUGUUGGCGCCGCGGCCGACAAGCUUCAUCCAACCCUGGUCGAUCAGCUGCGUGCUCCUGGGAGACUUUUCAUCCCAGUAGAAUCGGAAGACGAUGAGAGUGCCAUGGAUAGUCUCAGUGGUGGUCAAUAUAUCUGGGUGGUGGAUAAAAAGGAAGAUGGAUCCAUUCACAAAGAGAAAGUCUUCCAGGUGAGCUACGUGCCCUUGACGGAUGCUCCACAAGGAUGA